Molecule: messenger RNA, 2784 nt
Organism: Penicillium nucicola
Lineage: Eukaryota; Fungi; Ascomycota; Eurotiomycetes; Eurotiales; Aspergillaceae
Product: polysaccharide lyase family 26 protein
Exons: 1
Coding region: 1-2784 (927 amino acids)
Source: RefSeq, a predicted model, not a curated record
AUGUCAAAAUUCGGUAUCCAUCUCCUGGCGAUUGCUGCGCUUGUGCAGUGCGUGAUGAGUGGUUUAAACUGUACCUCAUCCACUGCGACAGUUCACUGGCUGGGAGAGAAGCCGACAUAUAAUAAGGGCGUGACCUUUGGUCUACCCUGGCCACAGGGAAAGUACUGGCCUAAGCAUACCAAGUUUAGCAUCGAGGGAGAUCCAGGCCAUCUCGAAGAGUUGCAGUCAUGGGCGACCGGUCAUUGGGCUGAUGGGUCGCUGAAAUGGACCGGCCACGCCAUUGGGGAAUCAGACCAGAUCCGUGAUAAAUACACUGUUACAGCAUUCUCAUCGGGGUGUAUCGACAAAUCAACGACUGCAUCGCUCGGCAAUGGCAUCGAUUCCUUAGUCGUCAAGGACGAAAAGGAACUGAUCACUGUGAAUACGGGCAAGCUUCGCGUCUCCUUUCCUAGAAAGGGAAGCUUUCUGAUCGGUUCCCUCAAAACCAAGAAUGGGACAACGGUUGGCGAAAAUGGACGACUUGUUUUACAGUCCCAGAAUUGGGUGCCGGAUGAAUCCGACGGCCGGGGAAAUACCCCAGUGGAAUAUUUCAACUUCGAUAGCAACAUAAAUGAGGUCACCGUCAACACGACAUCUACCAGAGCACUGGUUACUGUCCGGGGACAGCAUCAGGUUACCAGUGGCGCCGACCACAAAUCAUGGCUUCCAUUCGUGGUCCGAUUUUAUCUCUAUGCCAACUCCGACUCUGUAAAGGCAAUGCACAGCAUCGUGUUCGAUGGAGAGGCAGAAAAUGAUUUCAUCACCGGAAUUGGAAUUCGAUUUGAUGUCCCCUUGAAAGGCGAAGAGCAUUAUAACAGACAUGUCCGAUUCGCGGGCGUCGAUGGUGGUAUAUUCAAUGAAGCGGUCCAGGGUAUCACGGGGCUUCGCCGAGAUCCCGGUCAACAGGUCAAGACUGCCCAGUAUGAAGGCCGCAGUUUGCCAGAAACGAACACUUGGGAUACCCGAGUGACAACUCGUCUGAAGUGGAUUCCAACUUGGGGGGAUUAUAGCCUCGCUCAACUGACAGCGGACGGAUUCAAUUUCAAGAAGCGGACCAAACCUGGCCAAUCAUGGGUUCAAAUCCCCAGUGGGACACGCUCAGAGGGUCUCGUCUACCUGGGUGGUGCUACAAAGGGAGGCCUGGCCGUGGGACUACGCGACUUCUGGAAACGCUUUCCAUCUGGGCUUGAUAUUUCCAACGCUGCAUCGGAUUCAGGUCAAAUCACCUUGUGGUUAUACAGCCCCGCUGCGGAGCCCUUGGAUCUUCGACCUUACCACGAUGGGCUAAAUGAGAGUGACUACGAGGAUCAACUGGAUGCUCUUGAAAUCACCUACGAGGACUGGGAAUCCGGUUUCAACACCCCCUAUGGAAUCGCACGAACAAGUGAGGUGUAUCUAUUUGCUUUUGAAGAGACACCAACAAGUGAGACCCUCGCCUCACUCGCCGCGUACAUUCACGAUCCACCCGUGCUGGUGGCUGAACCAAAAUAUAUUCAGGAGACUAGAGCCGUAGGUGGCUACUGGGCAUUACCCAAUACCCUGACAGAUACCACAAAGGUGCUAGAAGAUCACCUCAGAUUUAUCCUUGAUUUCUACCGAGGACAGAUUGAACAACGUCGUUGGUAUGGAUUUUUGGACUAUGGUGACUUCAUGCACACGUACGAUACUGACCGACACACCUGGCGAUACGACAUUGGCGGCUACGCUUGGGACAACUCUGAGCUCUCACCAGACCUUUUCUUCUGGAUGUACUUCCUCCGCACAGGCGAUAAAGAUGCAUACAGAUUCGCCGAGGCUCUUACACGACACACAGGGGAGGUAGAUGUCUAUCACAUCGGCGACUGGAAGGGCCUCGGGACACGCCACGGCAUCCAACACUGGGGCGAUAGUGCUAAACAGGCCCGCAUUUCACAACCACAAUACCGAAAGUACUUGUACUACCUCUCGGGCGGCGAUGAACGCAUUGGAGAACUGCUUGAAGAGUUGUUAGACACCGAUAAGACCUAUGGAAUUCUUGAUCCGCAGAGAAAAGUCCGAAUUGAUGGUUGGACACCUAGUCCCAACUCUUCAGUUGCCUUCAGUCUUGGAACGGAUUGGUCGAGUCUUGCUGCAGGAUGGUUGAUGGAAUGGGAACGGCGCGGUUCCAGAUGGGAGGAGGCCAAAACGAAGCUCACCAACACCCUGUCCGGAAUUGCGAACUUGACAAACGGGUUUGUGACUGGAUCCGGGCUAUAUGACCCUGUUACCUGGACAUUGGGGCCUCCACCUACAGACCCGGAAAACCUCGGCAACGUGUCUGUAUCCCAUCUAUCCGCUGUAUUCGGAUUGCCGGAAGUUGUGUCGGAAACAAUCACCUAUCUCGGUGAAGAUCUUCCGAAAGGAUUCAAAGAUGCUUGGAUAGACUAUUGUUACUAUUAUCAUGCACCAGCGGCUGAGCAGCAGGCUCGUUACGGAGUCAAGUUUGGCAGCUUAAGUCUAUACCAGGCACAUUCGCGGCUGGCAGCGUAUGCUGCGUAUCAGACCCAGAACACAACCCUGGCGCUACGCGCAUGGAAAGACUUUUAUUCUAGUGAUGGUUUCACGAUCAGCGCGCCGUGGAAUAUCACACAUGUGAAUGGAAGUGCUGUUCUGAUAGCGGUCGACGAGGCGGAAUGGCUGGCAACCAAUGAUGUUGCGCAGUAUGGGUUGGCGGUUAUUCAAAACUUGGCGUAUAUCUCAAGUGCGCUGGAAGAAUAUGCCUCUUGA